Micromonas commoda is the source of this 1755-nucleotide messenger RNA. RefSeq names its product cytosolic pyruvate kinase (gene PK). Gene Ontology annotation, biological process: glycolytic process. Gene Ontology annotation, cellular component: cytoplasm. Gene Ontology annotation, molecular function: pyruvate kinase activity; magnesium ion binding; potassium ion binding. The record is from RefSeq and is a predicted model, not a curated record. The transcript has a single exon. Lineage: Eukaryota; Viridiplantae; Chlorophyta; Mamiellophyceae; Mamiellales; Mamiellaceae. The coding region runs from base 1 to 1755 and encodes 584 amino acids.
AUGCCCUCGUACGCGCGCACGGGGAAGAACUUUCUCAACAUCAGCAUCCCGACCCUGCUCAACGCGGACCUCGGCUCGGUCAUGGACGCGCCGUCGUGCGCGCUCACCCCGAAGAAGACGCACAUCGUCUGCACCCUCGGCCCCAGCUCGAGGACCGUGGACGACCUCGAGAAGCUGCUCUACGCGGGCAUGUCCGUCGCUAGGUUCAACUUUAGCCACGGGACGCACGAGUACCACCUCGAGUCCCUGACCAACCUGCGUCAGGCGUGCGUCAACACCGGCAAGGUGUGCGCGGUGCUCCUGGACACCAAGGGCCCGGAGAUUCGCACGGGUACGCUCAAGGACGGAAAGCCCGUCUCCUUAGUGCGGGGAAAGGAGCUCACCCUCACGACGGACUACUCCGUCGUCGGCGACGAGAAUCAGAUUGCCGUUUCGUACCAGUGGAUGGCGAGAGACGUGAAGUGCGGGGAUAACAUCCUCAUGGCCGACGGCAGCGUCAUGCUCGAGGUGCUCUCCACCGACGUCGACGCGGGCACCGUGCGGGUUAAGUGCCUCAACAACGCCACGAUCGGCGAGAGGAAGAACUGCAACCUUCCCGGCGUCGCCGUCGACCUACCCACGCUCACCGAGAAGGACCUCCACGACAUCAUCGGCUUCGGGGUGGUUCACGACGUGGACUUUAUCGCCGCGUCGUUCGUCCGCAAGGGCAGCGAUGUCCUCAAGAUCAGGGACGUGCUGGACAACGCGGGAGGCUCGUCCAUCCGGAUCAUCUCCAAGGUUGAGAACCACGAGGGUCUCUGCAACUACGACGACAUCCUCCGCCUGAGCGACGGCAUCAUGGUCGCGCGCGGCGACCUCGGGAUGGAGAUUCCCCUGGAGCGAAUAUUCUGGGUCCAGAAGAUGAUGAUCCGAAAGGCCAACCUCAGCGGUAAGCCCGUCAUCACCGCCACCCAGAUGCUCGACUCCAUGAUCGCCGCGCCCCGCCCCACCCGAGCCGAAGCCACCGACGUCGCCAACGCCGUCCUCGACGGCACCGACUGCGUGAUGCUCUCGGGGGAGACCGCCGCGGGGGCGUACCCGCGCGAGGCUGUCGAGAUCAUGGCGGGCAUCUGCGAGGAGGCUGAGCAGUGCGUGGACAACUGGGCGCUGUCCCAGGCCUUGCUCAACAGCACGAUGUCCGAGUACGGCAUCCAGGGCGCUCCGCUGUCCACGAUCGAGGCGCUGGCGUCGUCCACGGUGAUGACCGCCGCGAAGGUCAAGGCGGCGUGCAUCGUGGUGCUCGCGGCGAACGGCGACGCGGCCAGGAUGAUCGCCAAGUACAGACCCGCGGUUCCCAUCGUCGUGGGCGUCGUGCCCAGGCGCGCGAGGCAGGCGAUUGGGUUCAACGAGCGGGAACUUCGCGGGCAGCAAGUCGCUCGGCAGCUCAUGGUCACGCGGGGGCUCAUCCCGGUGGUCGUCUCUGGCGAGCCCAUCAAGGAGCUCGACGCGCUCAACUCCAUGGACGACGAGGCGAUGGAAUCGCGCGCGCCCACCGCGGCGAAGCGGUGCGUGAUGGCGGCGGUGCGACACGCCAGGCAGCAGAUGCUGUGCAGGCCGGGCGACAAGGUUGUCGCCAUGUACAACGUCGAGAAGAGAUGCGCGGUCGUGCGGGUCAUCGAGAUCGUCGACGAGAAGAAGGACGAGGACGCGUGCGGGGUGGAGUGUCAGCUGGAAGACUUCAUCCCGCCGCCCGGGGACGACAUCGAGGUGGCGUGA